CGCCCCGCCCCUCUGCCUCCACGUGGUCGUCCGCAGGGCUCCGGCGGCUCUGGCGGCUAGGUCGGAAGGAGGCUCGGGUCCCGGGAUGGCGGGGACCCCGUCCGGCGGUGCUGCUCAGUUCUCUUGCCCCACCAACUUUACCGCGACGUCCCCAACCUCAGAGCCCACUCGUUUCUCUUUGGAGGCGCUAACAGACCCAAAUACGGAACUGUGGCUUAUCCAGGCCCCUGUAGACUUUGCCCCAGACUGCCUCAAUGGGCGGCUAGUGCCUCUCUCUGGCUCCCAGAUUGUGAAGGGCAAGUUGGCAGGCAAGCGUCAUCGCUACCGGGUCCUCAGAAGCAGUGGUCCCCAGGCUGGAGGAGCAAUCCUGCUGGCCCCGUCCGUGGCGGCAGGGGGGGGUCUCGCCUGUGCUCCAGCCCCCCAAGGCAGCCUAAGGAUCCUUGAGCGUUCCCAAGAACCCCCAUCAGGGACCCUGCUGCAGCCUAUUCCAACAAGCCCCCCGCCACAGAUCCCCUCUGACCUGAGGCCCCGGUUCUGUGCCUUUGGAGGCAGCCUACCAGUAACAGGGCCUGGGUCAGCCUUGGCCCUGAAGUCACCCACCUCAAAGAAGAAAAAGAAGAAGAGGCAAACACCAGAGGCCCCAGUUCCCCAGGAGGCAGUGAAUGGGCUCAGAGCCCCAGUGGUGGACACAGCUUUGGGGUCCCCGGAGAGGGAUGUGGCGAAGAGGAAGAAAAAGCAGGAGCCGCAAGAACUAGAGGCAAUGGAGCCGGCGACAGCAGAAUCCACGGCUGAGACGCUGGAACCUCUGGGCGCGCUGCUUCCGUCAUCCACCACCAGGAAGAGGAAAAAGAAGCCCAGAGAGGCAGACACAGCCGGACCAGAACAGCAGCUGCCGGAGCCAGGAGACAAGACGCUGGAGCUGGAACUCGCAGUCAGAACAGAGCCUCUGGAAGAGACAGUUCUGUCUCCCCCCAGGAAGAGGAAGAGGCACAAGGGCACAGAAGGGAGGGAGCCAGGGGAAAAGGUGCUGGAUGAGUCUCAGCUGAAGGCGGAGCCCCCAGAGGACGCCGUCUCGCUGCCAUCUUCGAAGAAGAAGAAGAAGAGAAAAGAAAAGGGGCCAGUCGAAGCGGAGCUGGGGACUGGCAAGGCUCUGGAGCUUCCAGGGGAGAUGAUGGAGCCUGAACAGCUACAUGAAGCGGAGCUUCAGGCUGAGGCAGCUCUAGUGCCUGCCAAAAAGAGGAGGAAGAAAGAAAAAUGCCAACAUGUGACUGUGGAGCCGGGGGCAGGGGUGGUGGAGCCUGAGUUGCAGGGUGACCUGGAGCCUCAGGUGGCUCUAGUAUCCCCCAAGAAGGAGAAAAAAGAACGGGGGCUCAGAGCAACCGAACUGAGGGCCGAGGGAAUGGACCCACAGGGUGAGAUGGUGGAGCUCAAGCUGCUGGAAGAGGGCGCACCCGAGGCAGGGACAGAUCCAGCAUCCACUAAAAAGAAGAAGAAGAAGAAGCGGGAUGGGGAAAGUGGGGUGCCAGAGACGGCACCCCAGGAGGGGAUGCCAGAGCCGUGGCAGAGUCCGGAGUCCGGAGAGGUGGCUCCCACAGGCCGGGAGAAGAAGCCGAAGAAGCCCCGGCCAGGUCCUGAGUAGCCACCUCUGGGGAAACUGAUGUCUGUGGUCAAGAAAAGCCAGAGGGGCGCGUGGGGGUCUCAGUCGGUUGAGCCUCCGACUCUUGAUUUCAGCUCAGGUCAUGAUCUCACAUUUCAUGAGAUCGAGUCCCG
Suricata suricatta (meerkat) is the source of this 1770-nucleotide messenger RNA. RefSeq names its product CD3e molecule associated protein (gene POLR1G). NCBI's taxonomy places the organism in Eukaryota, Metazoa, Chordata, Mammalia, Carnivora, Herpestidae. The record is from RefSeq and is a predicted model, not a curated record. The transcript has 3 exons. Gene Ontology annotation, biological process: transcription by RNA polymerase I. The coding region runs from base 86 to 1639 and encodes 517 amino acids.